AUGUCGUCUCAACCCGCUCACCCCACCUUGCUCAUCCCGGGCCCCAUUGAAUUUGAUGAUGCUGUCCUUCAGUCCAUGUCUCAUUAUGCCGAGAGUCAUGUUGCGCCCGGUUUCGUAAAGGUCUUUGGAGAGACAUUGUCCAUGACCCGGAAGCUCUUCCAGUCUACAAACCCUGCGGCUCAGCCCUUCGUCAUCUCCGGCAGUGGCACCCUGGGUUGGGAUAUCGUUGCUUCUAAUCUUGUCGAGAAGGGCGAGAAUGCUCUUGUCCUACACUCCGGCUACUUUGCCGACUCGUUCGCGAACUGCCUGGAGACUUACGGAGCCAAUGCUACACAACUCAAAGCACCCAUUGGAGAGCGUCCAUCAUUCGAGGCGAUUGAGCAGGCUUUGAAGGAGAAGCCGUACAAGGUCAUCACAAUCACUCACGUCGACACCUCCACUGGAGUCCUGAGCGACAUCAAGACAGUGGCAGAGAUCGUUCGCCGUGUCAGCCCUCAGACCCUGGUGGUUGUGGACGGCGUGUGCAGUGUUGGCUGCGAGGAAAUCGCCUUUGAUGAGUGGGGUCUGGACGUGGUCCUAACCGCCAGCCAGAAGGCCAUCGGCUGCCCUCCCGGUCUUAGCAUUCUGAUGUUAUCCGGCCGGGCAAUCGAGACCUUCAGGACCCGCAAGACGCCUCCUUCCUCAUACUACUCCUCUAUGGCCAACUGGCUCCCCAUUAUGCAGAACUACGAGAACAACAAGCCCUCCUACUUCGCUACCCCAUCCACCCAACUCAUUCACGCCCUUCACACUACUCUCUCCCAAAUCACAUCCCGACCGAUGACAGAGCGCUUCGCCGUCCAUCGUCAGGCCUCUGACCGUGUCAAAGCCGCCGUCGCCGAACUCGGCCUGCAGCAGCUGGCCUCCAAGGUCGAGAACCAGGCUCACGCCAUGACUGCCAUCUGGCUGCCAGAUGGACUUGCCCCGCCAGACGUCCUUCCGGGACUGCUGAAGCGUGGCGUUAUCUUCGCCGCGGGCCUGCACAAGGAAGUUGCAACCAAGUACAUCCGCUUCGGACACAUGGGUGUUAGCAUCACAGACCCUGCUCGCGGUGACGUUGAGAAGGCCAUUGCAGCCCUUAAGGAAGCUAUUACCGACGCGAAGCAAGCCAAGGGUUUGUAA
Messenger RNA from Aspergillus mulundensis, 1161 nucleotides. RefSeq names its product alanine--glyoxylate transaminase. Gene Ontology annotation, molecular function: L-serine:pyruvate transaminase activity; L-alanine:glyoxylate transaminase activity. Lineage: Eukaryota; Fungi; Ascomycota; Eurotiomycetes; Eurotiales; Aspergillaceae. The transcript has 2 exons. Bases 1 to 1161 code for a protein of 386 amino acids. The record is from RefSeq and is a predicted model, not a curated record. Gene Ontology annotation, cellular component: peroxisome.